CUCUCUCUCAGCUCAGGCUUGCAGUCGCCAAUCUUGGACCGGUCUCUUAUCACCAACUGAAGUAACUCGGCCCCGUACUCUCUCGGAUAUGUCACGCCAAUCUGCCAGCAACGCGACGGCGCUACGCCGACUCAUGACUGAAUACAAGCAGCUCACCGCACAAGGUGCUCCGGACGGGAUGUUUACAGCAGGCCCGAUCUCCGAGUCCGACUUCUUCACCUGGGAAGCGCUCAUAUGUGGCCCGAAGGACACUCCAUUCGAAGGUGGCGUCUUCGCUGCCAAGCUGACCUUCCCGUCGGAUUACCCGCUAUCACCGUUCAAGAUGAAGUUCGACCCGCCCUUGUUCCAUCCGAACAUCUAUCCCGACGGCACCGUCUGCAUCUCGAUCUUACAUACGCCCGGCGAUGACCCUACGAUGUACGAGAAGGCCUCGGAGCGGUGGAGCCCUGUGCAGAGUGUGGAAAAGGUGAUUCUCAGCGUCAUCUCCAUGCUCGCCGAGCCGAAUCUAGAGAGCGGGGCGAACAUCGAUUGCUGCAAGCUCUAUCGGGACAACAAAUCGGAAUACGAACGGAUCGUGCGGCAAUCCAUCAAGGAACAGCUGGGGCUUUGACGUUCGCCCCGGGACUUCUCUGACGUUGUAACGACCUAGUUAUGAUAUCCAUACAUGUAUAGACACCGUUCCGGGGAUUCGGACCCAUGACAGAGAGGCAAACGGACUUGGCCGGCCGGCGUUGCGCUUUGGCGAAACGAACCCGGAAUAGCGCGACCGGGACGUAAUAUCGACGCCCGCGUCCGCAUUCGGGAAUCGCAAGCUUAAUCCGCCCCCGAAGACACCCCACUGCAUCUCUUACGCCACCGACCGACGGGAUUGGCUCCCGCACCGUCGUCCCCCCUCCCCCGGCCGGCGCACACGGACUCCAACAGCUGCCUUAUGCAAUCG
Molecule: messenger RNA, 940 nt
Organism: Punctularia strigosozonata HHB-11173 SS5
Lineage: Eukaryota; Fungi; Basidiomycota; Agaricomycetes; Corticiales; Punctulariaceae
Product: ubiquitin-conjugating enzyme
Exons: 8
Coding region: 89-610 (173 amino acids)
Cellular component (GO): cytosol; endoplasmic reticulum
Source: RefSeq, a predicted model, not a curated record